Messenger RNA from Amphimedon queenslandica, 1117 nucleotides. RefSeq lists its product as uncharacterized. Gene Ontology annotation, biological process: cell-cell adhesion. The record is from RefSeq and is a predicted model, not a curated record. Gene Ontology annotation, molecular function: cell adhesion molecule binding. The annotation marks the transcript as partial. NCBI's taxonomy places the organism in Eukaryota, Metazoa, Porifera, Demospongiae, Haplosclerida, Niphatidae. The transcript is spliced from 4 exons. Gene Ontology annotation, cellular component: plasma membrane; cell-cell junction.
UUAAAAUUGUCACAAUCAGGAGAAUAUAUAUGUUCUUAUAAUCGCAGUAAUAAUUCAUUUGUUCAACCAAGUGAUGGUAAAUCAACCACUACUACACUAAUCAUUAAAAUUCCAACUAGCAGCAUAUCACUGGUUCAUAGUCCCAAAGAAUCCUAUUACAAAGUUAAUAAUAGUGUCAUUCUUUCUUGCAAGGUUACAGAGCCUAACUCAACACUGGUUGAUGUUGAAACUACUGCAAUGGUUAAGUGGGGUCCUAGUAAAAAUAUUUCCCAACAAUAUUUUAUUCACUCAUACAAUGAAUAUUUCAACUAUGCUCUCACUAAUAUAAAGCUAUCUGAUGCUGGAGAAUACAGUUGUACAUAUUAUCUCAAUAGUACCACUAAUAAUCCUUAUAUUAUACCAAGUGAUGUCAGGACAGGAGUGACUAAUGUAACAAUUAAAAUUCCUAAUGGUAAUAAUCCAUCAAUUACUCCGUUAUAUUCUUAUUAUACUGUUGGUGACAGCAUUAGCCUCAUUUGCUCUGUCACUUAUCCACACUCUCCUCUUAUUGAUAUUGCUACUACUGUGAACAUACAAUGGCUCAAUUCCUCUAAUCACACUCUAAACUCAUAUACUGGUAUCAAUAAUAAUACUGAACACACUAUCAGCUACACUAUCAAUGAUGUUUCAUUAUCUGAUGCUGGACAAUAUACUUGCCAGUACAAUAUAUCAUGUACUAAUCAUUCAUUUGUCCUACCCAGUGAUAAUAUGAGAGCUUCAACUAAUGUUUUUAUUAAAAUUCCUAAUGACAAGGUUCCAGUAAUUAAUCUCAUUCCUCAUCAGUCUGUGUAUGAUGCUGGUAGUGACAUUACCCUCUCAUGUUCUGUCACUUAUCCAUACUCUUCCUACAUUGAUGUCGAUACUAAUUUGACUCUACAAUGGUUCAAUUCAUCUAAUCACAUUCUUAACUCCAGUACCAUUAUCAAUGAUAAUAAUGGACACACUCUUACCUACACUAUUAGUAAUGCAAGACUAUCUAAUGCUGGACUGUAUACUUGUUCCUUCUUCAUUAAUACUAGUGUCCCUCAUAUAGUUACAAGUGAUGCUACCAGAAAUUUUACCAUCAUUAAUGUAAAAA